Molecule: messenger RNA, 771 nt
Organism: Pseudophryne corroboree (corroboree frog)
Lineage: Eukaryota; Metazoa; Chordata; Amphibia; Anura; Myobatrachidae
Product: cadherin-1-like
Exons: 3
Coding region: 1-771 (256 amino acids)
Biological process (GO): calcium-dependent cell-cell adhesion; cell-cell junction assembly; multicellular organism development
Cellular component (GO): adherens junction; catenin complex; cytoplasm
Molecular function (GO): cadherin binding; calcium ion binding
Source: RefSeq, a predicted model, not a curated record
AUGGCGCCGCAGGAACCCGAUGCUAUGAACACAGCGCAGCCUGAUCACAGAAGCCCUGGCUCCACAGCAGCACUGCUCACCCCGCCGGAGGGAUAUGCUGCCAGUCUGCAGAGCCGCCAUCCAGAGCUCCUGCCUGUCCUCCCAGCGCACCCUGCCCGGCGUCAGCAGCCUACACCUCCGCCAACUGAACCUCUCCAGAGGGACCGGACAGUACAUCUCCCCCUUAAAGUGACUGCUCUGCAGAGGAACUUCAUUGAGGCAGAGGUUCUAACGGGAUGUGGCGCAGUUAAUUCAAACAAGUUGCUCAUGCUAUUUCUGAGAGGCAAGAAGGUAGUUAAUGACCCCUUACUGCCCCUGGCAGAUGACACUCAGGAUAAUGUCUACUGUUACGAUGAAGAAGGCGGUGGGGAGGAGGACCAGUAUUUUGAUCUGGCCCAACUUCACCGCGGUCUCGAUGCCCGUCCAGAUGUCAUGCGUAACGAUGUUGCCCCAACACUGAUGUCGGCUCCCCAGUACCGGCUGCACCCACCCAAUCCGGAUGAGAUUGGGAACUUCAUUGAAGAGUACCGGAAUGCAGCUGAUAACGACCCCACUGCUCCCCCAUACAACUCCAACCUCGUGUUUGACUGUGAAGGCAGUGGAUCAGAUGUCGCCUUCCUCAGCUCCUUGAACUCCUCAAACUCUGAUGCUGAUCAGGAUUACAGCAGUCUGCAAUCCUGGGGAACCCGGCUUAACAAAUUGACAGACAUGUAUGGAGGAGGCGAGGACUAG